AUGUCCAUCAAGCUACUAAAAUCUCUGAAACUACAUAAGGAUAAGCUAUGGUCUGUUGACUGUUCUAAAGGACUCAUGGCCACUGCCUCCUCAGAUCGUAAAAUAAAGCUAGUGAAUCUGAAGAACCUAGAUUUUCAGCUGGUGGAAGAGCUCGACGACAGCACUCACAAAAAGUCAGUGAGGUCAGUUUCAUUUAGGCCGCACUCUUCGAUCCUUGCAGCAGGCUCUUUUGAUUCGACAAUUUCGAUCUGGGGGAAAGAUGAAGAGGCUUCUAUUGAGGACGGUUAUCAGGAAACAGAGCUGCUUGCCAUCAUCGAGGGACAUGAAAACGAAGUGAAAGGGGUUGCUUGGUCACAUUCAGGAUAUUUUCUGGCCAGUUGUUCUAGAGAUAAAAGUGUCUGGAUAUGGGAAGCAGACGAGAUGGGUGAAGAAUACGAAUGCCUGAGCGUGCUCCAAGAGCACUCGCAGGAUGUCAAGCAUGUUGUUUGGCAUCCAGCAAUGCAUCUUCUGGCUUCUAGCUCUUAUGACGAUACCGUGAGAUUAUGGAAGGAAGACGCCGAUGAUUGGGAAUGUGCGGCUGUGCUAAAUGGGCAUGAAGGCACAGUUUGGUGCUCUGAUUUUGAAAAAUCAGAGUCUUCUCUGAGGCUUGUCAGCUGCAGCGAUGACACCACAGUUCGUGUGUGGAAGUACGAGGAAGAAGACGAGAAUGGGGAAGAUAUAUGGACCCUUGAAUCCGUGUUGCCUUCAGUACAUUCUCGAGCAGUAUACGCAGUCAGCUGGAGCCCCGAUGGCUACAUUGCUAGCGUGGGAUCUGACGGCCAAAUCGUAAUUUACACAGAGGACGAAAGUGGAAAAUGGAAAGUAAUAGCUAAACAACACGAAGCCCAUAGUGUCUUCGAAAUAAAUACCGUCCAGUGGACAAGAGUCGGUGACACGAACCUCCUUAUAACUGGAGGGGAUGACGGUUGCGCCAAUAUCUGGUUCUUUAUCCCUUAG
Molecule: messenger RNA, 996 nt
Organism: Lachancea thermotolerans CBS 6340
Lineage: Eukaryota; Fungi; Ascomycota; Saccharomycetes; Saccharomycetales; Saccharomycetaceae
Gene: CIA1
Product: iron-sulfur cluster assembly protein CIA1
Exons: 1
Coding region: 1-996 (331 amino acids)
Biological process (GO): iron-sulfur cluster assembly
Cellular component (GO): cytosolic [4Fe-4S] assembly targeting complex
Molecular function (GO): protein binding
Source: RefSeq, a predicted model, not a curated record